Messenger RNA from Endocarpon pusillum Z07020, 300 nucleotides. RefSeq lists its product as uncharacterized. Lineage: Eukaryota; Fungi; Ascomycota; Eurotiomycetes; Verrucariales; Verrucariaceae. Bases 1 to 300 code for a protein of 99 amino acids. The transcript has a single exon. The record is from RefSeq and is a predicted model, not a curated record.
AUGACAUCGGUAUACCUCAUCCACGUUCAUGACGACGUUCCCAACCUACGUCGAGCAAAUGCUGCUGGCGACAGACUGAAGCAAAAGGAAGCCUUCGCGGAAAUUUACAUUGGCCUAGGCUGGGAAACACCAAGGGUCAUCCAGCUGAUGAUGAGAGCCGAGAAUUUCUAUUCCGAUGAGCUUGUGCAGGUCAAACUUCAGGAGUGGUCUCAGAACCGAGUGGUCCUCCUUGGUGAUGCAGCUUGGGCCCCAUCUCCAUUUACCGGCGAAGGAAAUCAGCUGGCAAUCAUAGGUGCUUGA